CCUCUUUCAUUUACCAGAGAAGAAAAUAACAGAGAUUGAAGAUGGGAGCUCUCUUCACUGCGGGCAGCUACUUUUCCUCGAGAAAUCCUCAGCUCAACGUGAUCCAAGCAAAGGGUUUCUUACCAGACAAGUUAUCAGAGAAAGGUGGAGUUAGUGGAGAGGAAGCAACAGGCUUUGGUUUCACGAAUGGUGGAGAAGACGAGAGGGCUUUUAGGUUUGUGGGGAGGAGGACUGCGUUGUUCUCCGGGUUGUGUGUGGUUUCUGGGCCGGUUCUAGGUUUUCCAGGAGAUGGAUUUGCAGUGAAGCAGGGCCUUUUAGCUGGGAGAAUUCCUGGUUUAUCAGAUCCUGAUGAGAGAGGUUGGAGGACAUACAGGAGACCAGAUGAAAAGUCUGGAGGGCAUGGAGUGGGGUGGAGUCCAAUUAUACCAUAUUCAUUCAAAGUUCCAGAUGGAUGGGAAGAGGUUCCAGUUUCCAUUGCAGAUCUUGGGGGUACUGAGAUAGACUUGCGGUUUGCAAACUCUCAAGAAGGGCGUUUGUUUGUUAUUGUAGCUCCUGUUCUAAGAUUUGCAGAUCUUGAAGGAGAUGCAACCAUUGAAAAGAUAGGACCUCCUGAAAAAGUUAUUAACGCAUUUGGGCCAGAAGUUAUUGGAGAAAAUGUGGAAGGAAAAGUAUUAAACACACAAGUAGAUGAGCAUUCAGGAAGAACAUAUUACCAGUUUGAACUGGAGCCACCACAUGUCAUUAUAUCUGCUACUGCUGCUGGGAAUCGUCUCUACUUGUUCGCUAUUACUGCCAGUGGCUUACAGUGGAAGAGGCAUUAUAAGGAUCUAAAACAGAUAGCAAACUCCUUCAGAGUCAUCUAAAAGAAGAGCUGUGAGUUAUUUGUUGCAAUUUUAGAUUGUAAAAAUAGUAAAUCAUAGAGAAUCAGAAAGUUCAGUUUCUUCCGUUUCAAUGCUGAAUCGCUCUAUUGGUGAGAAACAAAUGUUUGAAUUUGAAUGGAUUGGAAUUGAACGUGAUGUAAAUGGAAUUUUUGAUGAUUUAUCUUUUAAGCACUAUUAGUAGUGCGGUGAUGAACAAGUUUCCCUGGCUCUUUGUAAUAUGUAAUUCUAUGAUUGAAACCAACCAAGAUGCAGAAACUUUAAAA
Molecule: messenger RNA, 1144 nt
Organism: Dendrobium catenatum
Lineage: Eukaryota; Viridiplantae; Streptophyta; Magnoliopsida; Asparagales; Orchidaceae
Product: psbP domain-containing protein 4, chloroplastic
Exons: 5
Coding region: 42-863 (273 amino acids)
Biological process (GO): photosynthesis
Cellular component (GO): photosystem II oxygen evolving complex; extrinsic component of membrane; photosystem II
Molecular function (GO): calcium ion binding
Source: RefSeq, a predicted model, not a curated record